GAACAAACAACAGUAUUCAUCACAUUACCGUUUUUUCAUAGUUAUUACACAUACAAAAUGCCGUUAAUUCUGUUAUGCGGGUAUCCUUGUUCAGGUAAAUCAACCAUUGUCUCUUUAUUAGCUGACAUACUAAAGCAACAUUUACCUCAUUAUUCAAUUCUUAUUGUGGAUGAAUUUAAAAGUGGCAAUCUACAAUCGAAAAUAACAACUAACUAUGAUAUCAGAUGUGAUAUUUAUGCAGAUUCCCUAAAAGAACGUGAAUUUCGCGGUCAACAAAAAUCAGAGGUUGAACGAGCACUUACACAAAGUCAAUCGACUAUAGUAAUCAUGGAUGCACCCAAUUAUAUCAAGGGUUAUAGAUACGAAUUAUAUUGCAUGGCCAAAUCUCAUAAACAUCAACAAAUUGUUUUAUUCAGUGAUAUCCCGCCUGAAAUUUCGAAACAUUGGAAUUCGAAAAUUAAUCGGUAUCCUGUUGAUCUGCUUUCGGAUAUGAUUAGCAGGUUUGAACGUCCUCAGUCUACACAGCGUUGGGAUAACCCACUUAUAACUAUUGAACCUCAUCUUUGGAACUCACCGAGCACUGAUAAUAUGGAGUCAGUAAUUAUACAAAUAAAACAGCUGCUAGACAACAGAGGCAAAGGAAAGAUCCAACCAAACAAAUCAACACAACUGACAAUUAUCUCAUCAUCUAACUACCUACAAAAUCUGGAGCAUAUCACGCAGCAAGUCGUAGAUCAUGUCCUUCGAAGUCAAACCAGUGGUCUUUCAUCAGUCGAUCUCCCUAUGUGUUUCCAAAACGAGCAUAACCGAGAUGUAGUUCUUCAAAUUGCCAACUCCGAAACUAAAUACACGAUUGGCAACCUUAUACGACUUAAACGCCGAUAUAUUGCGGUACAACGAUUAAAAUUUGAUCAGUUAAAUACAGUUUCGGAUGAUGCUUCGAUUGCAACAAACUUUUUGCAGUUUAUUUCGUUCAAUGGGGAUUUAUGUGAUGAUGAAGCCAGUUAGAAAGUGACAAAAACUUAUAAAGACAAGAAUCACAAGUGAUAUUGUCAUGUAACAUAAUAUAUUUUUUUAUCGUUUGUCA
Molecule: messenger RNA, 1087 nt
Organism: Schistosoma intercalatum
Lineage: Eukaryota; Metazoa; Platyhelminthes; Trematoda; Strigeidida; Schistosomatidae
Source: the annotation of a GenBank genome assembly